AUGAACAGCGUCGCGUCGCCUCUUCGGAUGAACAUGACGACGACAUCAGGUCGUCCUCAAUCGACCACAGGGACUUCUACUCAUCCACACCAUCGUCAUCAUCAACAUCAUCGAGUUCGAGGAGGUUCAAGUACUUCUGGUAGUAACCAGGAUGACAUUAGGAGACAAACACAUGGUGAAAUGCACAUGGGUUACAUGGGUUAUACAGGAGUACACCCUAGUAAACAGGGAAUAAUGAAGCAGGUUCAGCCACAAGUACGUCAUGGAUCGUCGACGUCUUUUUCUCACGCACAGAGACAUCAUCAACAAGUCCCGAAUCAGAUUCAGACACGUCCGUCAAGACAUCAUCGAGUUGAGACGUACGAGAAGCAGGAGAAACGUCGUGUUGGUAUGGAGAGAGAAGAGGAUUUAGCAGGACGUCCAGCGAUGAUUGCCAUGAAUCAGGACGAUUUGCCUUUUGACGUGAUGCAUGAACGUCGCAGUGGAGACAGGAAUAUGGAAAACCGGAGCAGACAACGCAGUCAUCAUCGACAGGUGGAAGAACAACGUGGAAAUAGCAAAAUGGGAGUAUAUCAUGGUAACUGUCGAGGUAGUAGACCGUUCAAUAAAGGCAGCAGCAAUCCAAGCCGCAGUGCUAGUCGAGGGCGCUCGGUUACAAUGGCUGCUACUACUACUAGUAACAAUAGUGUAGCGCGAGUUGAUCGAAAUGUGGGAUCCGGGCCUCUUCAUGUUGCCCAUUUGCGUACAUCAACCCCUACUGUUUUUAAUGAGGCGUCUGCUCCCACCUCGGCUAUAGGCCGAAUGUCGGCACCAGUUUGUAAUUCGCUGCCUGCUCCAAAAAAGCCGACCCGCGAGCCGACGGCUUGGCGUGUGGCCAUUGACCCCAAAUCCAAGAGACCAUACUACUACCAUCCAGUUACUCGCGAGACGACGUGGAAGAAGCCGGCGGAACUGGUGGCUGCUGAAACGCGCGAGAAGCGGCAGUUUUUUUCGGUCAUGGAGGACAACAUACGACUAAAACUGCGUGAUGGCUAUUACACUCGUGAUAGUGAGACAUCGAACCCGGAUCACAACACGCCCGAUGCGGUGCACAAGCCUCACGAUCUGUCCUCUUGCCGCUCUUCUGCAAGUACUGCUAGCACACGCAGCAGCUUGAGUUCGUAUACGAGUGGAUCUGGGAGGUCAUUACCUGGAUCGGCCCGCCAGCUUAUCUUGAAUGCCACAAGGUCGUUGCCGACGACUCCGGAAGGUAUGGGUGUGCCAUACUUAGGUCCUGAUGAAGCAAGCCAGUCUCAGGAAGAGCUUGAGUCAAUAGAUCGUGACUCGGAAGACAACCAGGAUGGCAAGAAGCGUCCGUUGCUGUUUAGAACGUUAUCGUCUUACGAGACGCCUGUGAUGAAUACGUUGCGCAAAGGGAGUGGUGGUCUGGACGUGGAUGAGGUCGGCCGCAGUGCUUCUACCUCUCUCGCAGUACCGUCACCUAUUCAGAAGCGUGUACGCCUGGCUUCCCUAGUGCCUCGGGCCUCAGAUUUGGAAGCUCAUGCCCGUGCUGUUAGAGCGGCGGAUGAAAGUGGUAGACCGUCAAUGCAGGCGAUGCAACUUAUCGCCGGACGAGGAAGCUUGGCGUCAGCGCUUGUGAAUCGAAAAGCCCCUGGAAGUAACGGCAGUGUUUUUGCUGACAAGCCACGCGCACUGCGACGUCGUUCCAACAGCACUAACUCCAUUUAUUUGCGUAUGGGCACGAUGGAUGUACCCGAUCAAGAUGCGACAGUUCAGUGUGUGGCAACUGUCUUGCGUGCACAUAUGAUGGAGGCGCUUGAGGACCCUAUUCGCCCGGAAUCGCGCUUUGAUAUAUUUGUGACGGCCCGCGACCGCCAGCGCCUGCCGUCUACAAAUGGUGCAUUGGAUGCUGAAGCAUCUACUCUCGUGGAUGCGGAAGACGUUGAUGUCAUGUUGGAUGUGGUCCCAACGUUGUUGGAAAUCGAGACUUUUAUUAAGCACGUAUUUUCUCGUGCUCAGAUGGAGUCAGAGUGCAUUAUUAUGAGUCUCGUGUAUGUGGAGCGCCUUUUGAAGGCAACUAGCGGCUUUUUGCAGCUACGCGGAGAGAAUUGGCGUCGGUUGGUAUUUUGUUCUAUGGUGAUGGCUUCAAAGGUGUGGGAUGACUUGAGCAUGACUAACGCCGAUUUUUCUAAGAUCUGGCCUGAGCUCUCGCUAAAGCAGAUUAAUGAGUUGGAGCUUGUGUACUUGAGUGCUGUGGAGUACAAUGUCCGUGUGUCGGCUGCAUCGUACGCGAAGUACUACUUCCAUUUGAGGUCUAUGUGCGCCACGAUGGGUUUGCUCGAAGCUUUUGAUGAGAGUGCACCACUGAACUUGGAUGGCGCACGCAAGAUGCAAGUGCUGUCGGAGGAGUAUCAGGAGCGCUCAAAGUUGAUGCCAGUUCCACGUCGUCGCAGCGUGACGAUUACAACCACGUCAGCUGCCGAAAGUAUGCACGUUGGUGGUAACGCGGGGCGCUCUGCAGUUGGCGGAGCGACGGCAAAGCCUAUCAAAGCGUCGCCUGCCGCUAGUCUUGAACAGCUUGUUCGAAUGCAGGUGCGCGUCGCUGGUGGUAGCUCACUGCAAUCGUCAAUGCACCGGUUAUCUACGAGCAGUAUGACAAAAUAG
Peronospora belbahrii is the source of this 2664-nucleotide messenger RNA. NCBI's taxonomy places the organism in Eukaryota, Oomycota, Peronosporomycetes, Peronosporales, Peronosporaceae. The record is from the annotation of a GenBank genome assembly.